UUAUAGCAGGACUGUGGCGGGCAUUCUGACACUGGGGGAACUGACUUGGUGUCACUGACAUCCCCAGUGACACCAAUACAGUGAUCAGUGCUAAAAAAAGCACUGACACUGUACUAAUGGCACUGGGCAGGAAUGGGUUAACAUCUGGGGCGAUCAAAGGGUUAAAUGUGUGCUGUGUGCUGUUUCACAAUGGGGCUGUGUGUGUCCUUCACUGUAAGCACACUGCUUUGUAUGGCUCUGCUAAAGCAGUGUGCAGGAACUGACAGGGGAGAGAUCUGUAUUGUUUACAUACAGG
Staurois parvus is the source of this 295-nucleotide messenger RNA. The record is from the annotation of a GenBank genome assembly. NCBI's taxonomy places the organism in Eukaryota, Metazoa, Chordata, Amphibia, Anura, Ranidae.